AUGAGCAGCGUGCGCGAACGCGGCGACGUCACGCAGUCUACUCGCUAUGGUUCGAAACUACAGCACCAAGACAGGACAGGAAGCGCGCGGGCGCUGGGCGCGGGCGCUGCGCGCUGCGCGCGGCGCGCGUAUGCCGCGCUCUCGCUGGGCGAAACGACAGAGCUGUGGGAUAGCAAAUGUAAGGAAUAUUAUAACAAAAAAUUACGCGAAGAGCUAUGGGAUGAAAUAACCAAGAAUUUUAAUUUGCCUAAGCACAUAUUAAAGGCGAAGUAUACAAAUCUGGCGAGCACGUACAGGGGGGAGAGGAGUCGAGAGAAAUCAAGCGUUUAUAGUAAAUCAGGUGCUAAACGUCAGUCGGCGUACAAGUCCAAAUGGUUUGCAUACGAUGCAUUUAAUUUCUUAAACGAACAUAGUUAUAUUGUCGCGCGCUCCCCUACUAGUGCAGCGGUUAUACCGGAGGUCCGGCUAAGAUUACUAGAGCCCCAGAACGUCCAGGUAACGACUGCAAGUCGGAUUAAAUAUUCGUGUAGAAGCGGGCAUAGACUGCAGCCAGGCGAGCGCUCACACAGUGAUGUAACGCGGCCACUCGCCGAGCGGCCCGCGAGCGAGCGAGCGCACACGAGCGGCUCCGAGCAGCGCCGAGCCGGCGUAGUACUGCUCGCGGCGCGGCUGAGCGAGCCUGUGCCGGGCUGUUGCGUUCGUGCUCGCUGCUCGCUCGCUCUCUAA
Spodoptera exigua (beet armyworm) is the source of this 726-nucleotide messenger RNA. Lineage: Eukaryota; Metazoa; Arthropoda; Insecta; Lepidoptera; Noctuidae. The record is from the annotation of a GenBank genome assembly.